CUCACUGUUCUCCCGCACGAAAACUGCGAGCAAAGCAGAAAGUGGCGAAAAGUGUUUUGUGGAAAACAGCAAUCGAAGCGUAGACCAAAAUAGAUCCACCGAAACGAGAAGAAGGGGCGCGUUCGGUGGGUUGGGUUAGGAGGGUGUCGACUAAACUGAUUAGAAAAUCCGCCUUGGCCGAUUCCGAUUGCUUUGGCAUUUGACACAGAGGCAGUGCAGCAGCGGCCAAGGCGGAGGAAGAGGCAGCGGCGUAUUUGUGUUGCCAAAUUGCCAGCUAGAAAAGUCACCGAUGUCUUGUCAGUUGGCUCUGCUCUCUUCGCUGGCCGUCAUUUAGCGCCGUUUGCCAUUUGAAUGGUUUGGGGAUUCGGUUCUUGGCGGUUCUUGGUUCUCUCGCCGCUGAAUCACCUCUCAGUUCUCUAGGAAUCGAGGUAGCCACGGGCCCAUUGCCGCCGCCGGGGCAUUAAUCAGUUGCAAGACGAUCGAUUAGCGGAAAACAAGAGCCCGCCCGUGCAACUGCAGCCGCCUGGCGAUUGCCCAUUUCCGAUUCUCCUCGCUCCGUGCCGCGCUCUCAUAAAUACCUCUCAAAAUCGUAGAUAAAUAAAUAAUAUAUCGAUUGGCCCAGUGAUUUGCGAGCGAAAGUGAAAUAAAUAUUAUUUUCGAAUUACCUAAUCGGCUGGCCAUUAACGUGAGUGGUGUGUGCGAUUUUCUCGAGUGCGUGGUGAAUAUAUUUUAUAUAAUACGCGUUAGCCGAAUUGAUUUUCCCCCGAGAGCAGUACUCUUCUCAUUGCAUCGGCGAACGUUGGAGGAUUCGGAUUACGCAAUGGCCGCUGAGGAGGCGCUAACCGGCGUCGGCGAGCUGCUCUUCUCGCUUCUAAUUGGCUACCUGGGCGCCCUGGAAUUCGCCUUUGUGGCUAGACAUCUCUACCACUGGUCCUUCCAGCAUCCCGACGAUUCUUCUGCCGAUGCUGGCGCUGACUCAGAAGAAUUACCUCGUCUGCGUGAGCGAUUGGAUAAGGAGAUCAAAGAGGCAGCCGAAAGGGAAGCGCUGGCGGGCACCAAUGUCAUGCAGGAUGGUGUUCUCUAUAGCAACGGAAUUCGCGUGGAUCCGGCUGGAGAAAAAAGAGAAGCUCUGGCCGCAGAACUGGCUCGUCAGCAGCAAAUCGAGGCGGAUACGCGACGUCAGCUGGCCGAAGCCGAAGCCAAACUGGCAGGAGAAAGACUGCGGGUCCAGCGGGAGAAAGAGGAAGCGGAGGAGCAGCAGCGAAAGCUCGUAGAGGCCGAAAGACAGCGCGAGAGAGAGCAUGCGGAGAGAGAGCUGCAAGAACAAAGAGACGCAGAGCGCAGGAAGCUAGAAGCAGAAGAGAAAGAACGCCUAGAGAACGAGAGAAAGCUGAUAGAGGCCGAGCGAGAGCGGGAAGAGAAGGAGCGAAGACUGCAAGCGGCGGAAGAGCAGCGAGAGCGGGAGGAAAAUGAAAGAAGAAUCAUCGAGGCAGAGCGACAGAGAGAGCAGGCCGAAGCCGAGGACGAGCGCCAAAGAGAGCUAGCCGAGCAAGCAAGGCUCCUGGUUGAAGCCGAGCUAGCCGAAGCCGAGCGUCGCAUCUUUGAAGCCGAGAUCCAGCGAGAGCGGGAACAAGCCAACGAGGAAGAACAGGCCCAACGCGAUGCGGAGAUUGUAGAGCGUCUUCUGGCGGCGGAAAGAGAGCUCAGUAUGAGUGCCACCGAGAGCGAACUGGAGGAAGAUGCCGCCAUCGCUGAGCAGUCGCGUCGUCUCAUCUCCAGCAGAACAGAUCUCGAGCAGAAGCAGCGAAUGAUCGAGGAGAAUGCUCGACGCUUCUUGGAGGCCGAAGAGGAGAUGGUGAUGCUGCAGCAGCGAAAACUGCAAGCCACCCACAGCAAAGAGGAGGCUGACGAGUAUGCCGGAAUGGAGCCCGUGGUGGAGGAGCCGUGUGUGAAAAAGGUGGCGCCACCUAGAUUUCAGGAACCGCCAGAAGAACCACUCGUAGUGCAGAAGGUUAAAACGCAAUUUGGUCAAGGAAAGGGUUCCGAAGAUAACUAUUUGGUGAAAUCCAAAACCCCUCCCUUCCCCGGUGUCUCCGAUGAAGGAUCCUCCGUGGAACCCUUCUCCAGCCAGCAGUCUUCGUUCAGCACCCAACCCUCGGAAGAAAUCAACCGCACCGAAGGCGAACGUCCAGAGCCCGAGGGCGAGGAUCAAAUACCGGAUGUACAGUACACCGAGGACUAUCUUCGAUCUCUGGAUGGCAUCAAGAGUCGCCCCUUGGUCCGCGAAGACGGUUCGGGCCGGAGAAGAGCCUUCAAGAAGCGACGCUCCAGUGGCAGUUCCAACUCCUCGCGAGACUCACGCGCCUCCCGGGACGAGGAGCUGAAGAUGUUCACCUCGCUGGAGGAGGAGGAGCUGCGCCAUGGCGAGCGGGAAGACUACAACCCCAUCAAGUAUACGAGUGAGCCCACCCUGAAGGUCAAAUCCCACCGACGUCACAAACGGAGUCCGGCCAAGGAUGUUAGGCCGCCGGCAGAGACGAGUGCUGGAUCCCUGGAGAUGCUCGGCGAGGAGAGCACUAAUCCCUGGGGUGAGGUGGUACCGGAACACUAUAAGGACACCGAGUUCUGGAAGCGGGAGAAGGCCCUGUCCAUAGACGAAGAGGAAGUCGAGAUGGAGAGGACCUCCAGGGGAGAGGAUGUAGAGGAUGAAGCCACCAACGAGCCGAAGUCCUCCUCUUUCGAGGAGGCCACUGAGGCACAAAACGAACAAGCAGUGGCUGCCCUGAAGCAGCAACUUUCCAAGGAGCAGAUGGACAAGGAAAAGGAGAAGGACAACUCGCAAGCAGUGGAGACCAGCGACAGCAACAAAGCCAAUCUGCAAACCUCUUCCGCAACAGAGGAGCAAUCAAGGGUUGGUUCACCUGGCUUGCGUCGCAGUCCGCGCAUGGACGAAAUGGAGCAUUACCCGGAACGUUGGUCCGCCAGCCAGGAGCAGCAUCUAGUGCCAGGAGCACCGGCCAUCAAUGUCCAGCAACCGGAUACGGCACCUUGGCGGGAUCAGUACGGUUUGCUCAUGGAGGGACUCAGCGAUUUCUACGACUUUACCGCUUCAGUCAACCCGUCGAGAUCCCGUUCGGCAUCGCGAAAUCCCUCACCAGCUCCCAAGAAUGUGGCUAAUCUUAUGGAUGUGGACACGGAGCGAUCGCUGGAAGUUUUUGACGACACACAGGAGGGUGUGAUGGCAGGUGAACUGAACUGCGAGUCUGUGCUGCAACUUCUCGAAUCGAAUUUGAAUGGAAACGAAUCCUCGAAUGAGCAGCUACAAGUGCAAACUGUAGCAGAUGAUGGUAGGAAUGGAAAUUCCAUGGUGCCAAUGGUAUAUGAAUCACUUGGUGCUCCGGUGGAGGAAAGGAGAAGGGAGCCCUCUGUCGAAAGGAUACCAUGCCGAUCUCGAUCCCGUUCGCCACUUCCCACCUCGGAGAACCUCGAGAAAAGCAUCCACAAACGCAGGGAGCGACUGAUCAAACAGAACGAUGAACUCGCCGAACGUCUAUCCCGAUCUAGUUCGGAAGGUUCCAUGGAAAUCGAAACUAAUGGCAAUGGAAGACUGAGUCCCCAACUGGAGGUCACUCUGCCGCAGCCCGUGAUAGAGAUCAAUGACAUGGCUGAUGAGCCCAUGGAGGAGGCCGAAACUACGCCCGAGCAGAUGCGACUCUUUGUGGAGGGCCUAAGGGCUGAGAGGAAUGCCCGCUCGAGGUCAGCGACACGUUCACGUUCCCGUUCUCCGCUGCCGACGGCAGAUAAUAUAGAAAAGAGCCUGGAAAGUCGACGUCUAAAGCGCAUUCAACAUAACGAUGAAAUCUUCGAGAAACUGCAAAUCUCUCCUGAAAUUAUAAUAGAAUCCGCUUCACCUCCAAAGUCACCGCUUCCCCUGCCCACCGUAUCGAUUGAAAUUGUGGCACCUCCAGAGGAGGAAGCUGAAGUACCAACCGAAGUAGAGCCUGAGGAUACUCCGGAGAGCAUGGCCAGACUCUUCGAGCAAUUGCGCCUGAACCGAGUACGUUCCCAUUCGCGAACCAGAUCCAGAUCGCGAUCUCCUCUACCCACGGCCGCUAAUUUGGAGCAGAGUGUGCAGAAGCGGCGCGAGAAGCUGAUUGCCCAGAAUGAUCAGUUCUUCGAGGUGCUACAGGAGAGGGCAAGGACCCCGGAACCCGAAGCUCGGCUAACAGUGGAGUACGUCUAUGAGUUUGUCCAGGAGAAAGAUGAACACAUUGCUGAAAGUCGCGACAUGCGAUCGCUGUCACCAUCUCGAUCGCGAUCGAAGUCAGAAGAACGAGUGCCUGAUGAUUUCCAUUUGAUGCUCAAUCUGGAGGGCAGUGAGUUGCGUACACUGCGCAAAAACAGCGAGGAACUGGAAAGUGUCCUGGCAGCGAGUGUCAGACAGAGGGAAUUGGAUCUGGAGGCCCUAGAGAAACUGCACAAUGCCAAUGAGGAAAUGGAGUUGCGUGUGCUGAGUCCAACGAACUCUGAACUAGAGAGAGUGGUUGAGAUGACACGGGAGAACCCAGACCUAGACCGAACUGUAUCCGAGGUGGCCAGGGAUCUGCAGGAGGAACUCGUGGCCAGUGGCUUCAAACGCUCCACCUAUGUGGGUGAGUCCCUUGAUCUGGGCAGUGAUCAGUUCAAGGAGCUACGUCGCGAGGCAGCUGAAUUUCAAAGAUCCCGCAGCCCAUCUCCUGGACUAAGCAUGGAUCUGGCUCGAGAGCAGGCGGCAGCUCAAAGAGAGCUCCAAGCCGCCAUUCUAGACUCCCUAACCGAAAGUCGUUUGGGCGCCAAACCCAAGACCUUCUCCGAGGAGAGAGCUGCCCAGGACAUCUCUGCCGCCCAGCUGGAUGACUUGCGUCAUCGCACCGCCGAGUUUCAGCGAUCACGCAGCCAGAGUCGUUCUCCCCUGAGAGAAGAGGAGCUCAACCAGUUGAGGGACAUCGAAGCUGAAUCGGCCAAAAGGGAUUUACAGGAUCAAUUGCUAGAUAGGUUGGCCGCCUCGAGCAUUAAUUUCGGCGACUUUUCACGGCACUUGAAUGCCGACUUCUUGGACAGCGAGCGACGGGCAUCGGAUUCGGCUUUAAAUGACCUAGAGCCGGAUGAGUACCAUCACUUUCGUCGCUACUCACUCGCCCAGGAGCAGCCCGUUGAGGAGUAUCCCAGCGAUGACUUUGUCUACAUCUCUCAAAUCGAAGUGCGAACUCUUACAGGAACCAGAACGUGGUUAAAGGAGGAUUUUUACACCCAAGAACCGGAUUACAGUGAUUCAAAAAGUCCAGUGAAAGAUGAAGAUUCCUGGGCGAGAGCUGUUUUGGCCGCAGAAGCGGAGGCAGCCGAAUUUGAUUCGACUAAUGCCAUCUACAGCUAUGAUAUACUUAGCGACCACGAGAAUCUGGAUCAGGAGAGGAGUAGCUCCAAUGACAGCGAGGAUACACGACAAACAGUGGUGGAGAUCGAUGACGAGGAUGAGUACGAGUUCGAGUUGGACGAGGGAAUCUCGGAUAAUAAUGAACGCACCCAACCCACCGACGAGUCCCAUCAUGACACUUCCGAAUGCGAAGAGGCCGAGAGGAAUGCAGAUCGAUAUGAGAAUAGGGGAGCUCAGGAUUGGGAGGAGGUGGAUGAUGUGGAGGAGUUUCUCGACUAUGGUCUCGAUGACGGUGCUGUGGGCGGAGCAACCCCCUAUUCCGAUCCCGACUCCUUCAUCGAUCAGAUCUACAACGAGGCCAUUAAGAACCGGAAGCAGUCGGGUAUCCUGAGGGAGUACGAGACGAUGGUUCAGGAACAACUGCCCUCGGAUCACAGCGAAUCGGAUAAGGAAAAGUCGGGAUCGGAUAGUGAGAAGUACGCCCUAUGGGCCAAGACCAGGGAACUCGAGCGAUCCCAUUCCAGCACCCGACACUCAGAUGUGGACAUUGCCUUGGGAUUGAUGCCUGAAAGCGAACACCGCGAGUCUGAAAUGCGUUACUUGGGAGAUGCUCAUGUGGUGGCCCGACAAUCCACAAGGCUACGUACCCGUUAUGGCUUUAAUCCCAACCUGGAUGUGGGUGAGCUGGAAGAUGACAUCGAGGUGGAUCUGAACUACAAGCCCAAGAGGGAGUACAACUGGCGCAAGAACUUUCGACUGGAUGACAAUGAUGAGGGCGAAAGAAAUGGCCAGGAUGUAGCAGAUGAUAUUGAAGAUCAAAAUCAAGAUCAAGAGGCCAGGGACCAGUUUGAGGAGGAAUUCGGAUGGCAGGACCGAGAGCAGGAAGAAUAUAGGGAUCACAAUCAAGAUCAAGAUCAGCCAGAGUUUGUGAACGAAGAAAACGGUGAUCUAGAGCAUGGAGAAUUAUUCGAGAACCGCCGGAUCAGCCUAGGCGGAGAAAGUAUCACCCUCUUCAGUCGCAGUCCUGUUCGCGAAAUUCUACCCGAUGUACCAGAAGAACAAGCCCAAGAAGAAGAGCUACCCGAAGAACAGCCAGAAGAAGCGGCUCCCUUGGAAGAAUCGCCCGCUGAGAAGCCCAAGAAGAAGAAGAGUAAGAAGAAGCUGCGCAAAGGAUCCAAAACCGAAGAAGAACUUAGGGAAGACAAUGAUUCGGACACUCAAGUGGGUUUGACUCGACGCAAUGAAGACCAGGAGGCAGCAGAACCUCCCAAGAGAAAGACACGUUCCCGGCGAAGCUCCAAAAGCAGCUUGACCAACGAAGAAGGGGGAUCAGGAGGACUCUUCUCACCCAGAAGCAGUCUAGCCUUUGUGGGCGAAUCCCUGGAGGGCAUAGCAGAAUUCGAAGCAGACGAAGAGCAGUCCACAAAGAAGAAGACUAAGAAACGCAAGAAGUCUUCGGCAAAGGAGAACAAGGAGGAAGCUAGAGAAGAAACCCCAGCUCAGGCUACAGAAGAUUCUCACUUGGAUAAGGCUUUGGCCGCUGCCUUGGCGGAGAUUGCUCCCGUUUCGGUGUCCACCAAUUUGACUCCAGAAUCCACGCAGCAGAAUCUACUCUCCACCAUCAGUGCUGGCCAAAGUGUGUGUAUAACCCCAGCUUCGUCGGUCGAGGAGAUUGUAGAAUCCCCCCCUGUAUCGACUGCAACUGCAGUUGUGCCCGCGCGCUCCGUUGUGGACACCUUUGAUAUACUCAAGGAUGCCAACUUCUAUCCACUCUUCUAGCUCGCUUGGUUUGAAAACUAAUCUUGUAACCACACACACUCUAUCACUCAUUUGAUUUACUCUCUAUCUGUUUCUUAUAGACAUGUUCAUAAGCCAAGUCAAGCCAAGCACAGCCCAGCACAAUCCAGUCCAAGCCACAUCCAAAACCGAGCACGCUGUACAUGAAAUCAGACCCAGUUAAAGUUCCAGAAUCCAGCAUCCAGCAUCCGCUCCUCUGACUGAGGGAUCCCCGCGAUUCCGAUCUGUAUAAACCAUGUAUUAUACUAACGACCCAGAAAACUUUGAACCCAUUAUGAAUCGAACGAUUGAAGGAUUGUUUACCAUAGCUGUUAGUUUACUUAACGAUUUUGUCUUUAUAAAAAUGCCGAGAAUAAAAGCCAACUGAA
Molecule: messenger RNA, 7578 nt
Organism: Drosophila takahashii
Lineage: Eukaryota; Metazoa; Arthropoda; Insecta; Diptera; Drosophilidae
Source: RefSeq, a predicted model, not a curated record